Messenger RNA from Gracilinanus agilis (Agile Gracile Mouse Opossum), 3591 nucleotides. RefSeq names its product hyperpolarization activated cyclic nucleotide gated potassium channel 3 (gene HCN3). Gene Ontology annotation, cellular component: membrane. Bases 1 to 2367 code for a protein of 788 amino acids. Gene Ontology annotation, molecular function: voltage-gated potassium channel activity. Gene Ontology annotation, biological process: transmembrane transport; potassium ion transport. The transcript has 8 exons. The record is from RefSeq and is a predicted model, not a curated record. NCBI's taxonomy places the organism in Eukaryota, Metazoa, Chordata, Mammalia, Didelphimorphia, Didelphidae.
AUGGACCCCGAACAGCGGCCCGCGGCAGCAGCUGCGGGUGCGGGAGAAGAGGGCACCCCAGGACUGGAGACGGCCUCCCCACCUGCCCCCAGCCCGGCUACCGCCGCCCCAGGACCCUCGCCUGCACCGGGGCCUGAAUCGGGACCCGGGCCGAUGCGGCGGCAGCUCGGGGCCCUGCUCCAGCCCGCCGUCAACAAGUUCUCUCUCCGGGUGUUCGGCAGCCACAAGGCGGUGGAGAUUGAGCAGGAGCGGGUCAAGUCAGCUGGAGCCUGGAUCAUCCAUCCCUAUAGUGACUUCCGAUUUUACUGGGACCUGAUCAUGCUGCUGCUAAUGGUGGGAAAUCUCAUUGUCCUCCCCGUGGGCAUCACCUUUUUCAAGGAGGAAAACUCUCCACCCUGGAUCGUCUUCAAUGUCCUCUCUGACACCUUUUUCCUGCUGGACCUGGUGCUGAACUUCAGGACAGGGAUCGUGGUGGAAGAAGGAGCAGAGAUACUCCUGGCUCCCCACGCCAUCCGCACUCGCUACCUCCGCACCUGGUUUCUGGUGGAUCUCAUCUCCUCCAUUCCAGUGGACUACAUCUUCCUGGUGGUGGAGUUGGAGCCACGACUGGAUGCUGAGGUUUACAAGACAGCCAGGGCCCUUCGAAUUGUUCGUUUCACCAAGAUCCUCAGCCUGCUGCGACUGCUCCGCCUCUCCCGCCUCAUCCGAUACAUCCACCAGUGGGAGGAGAUCUUUCACAUGACCUAUGACCUGGCCAGUGCUGUGGUUCGGAUCUUCAAUCUCAUUGGGAUGAUGCUGUUGUUGUGUCAUUGGGAUGGCUGCCUACAGUUCCUGGUCCCAAUGCUCCAGGACUUUCCUCCUGACUGCUGGGUCUCCAUCAACCACAUGGUGAACCACUCGUGGGGCCGCCAAUAUUCUCAUGCCCUCUUCAAAGCCAUGAGCCACAUGCUGUGUAUAGGCUAUGGACAACAAGCACCUCAGGGCAUGCCGGAUGUCUGGCUCACCAUGCUUAGCAUGAUUGUGGGUGCCACAUGCUAUGCCAUGUUCAUUGGUCAUGCCACUGCCCUCAUCCAGUCUCUUGACUCAUCCCGUCGCCAGUACCAAGAGAAGUAUAAGCAGGUGGAGCAGUACAUGUCCUUCCACAAACUGCCAGCUGAUACCCGUCAACGAAUCCAUGAGUACUAUGAACAUCGAUACCAGGGCAAAAUGUUUGAUGAGGAAAGCAUCCUGGGGGAGCUGAGCGAGCCACUUCGUGAGGAGAUAAUUAACUUCACCUGUAGGGGCCUGGUGGCCCACAUGCCCCUGUUUGCUCAUGCUGACCCCAGCUUUGUCACUGCUGUGCUCACCAAACUUCGAUUUGAGGUCUUUCAACCGGGUGACCUUGUGGUUCGUGAAGGCUCUGUGGGCAGAAAGAUGUACUUUAUUCAGCAUGGAUUGCUCAGUGUGCUAACCCGUGGUGCUCGGGACACGCGUCUCACUGAUGGUUCUUACUUUGGGGAAAUCUGCCUACUGACUAGGGGCAGGCGAACAGCUAGCGUAAGGGCUGACACCUACUGUCGCCUCUACUCACUCAGUGUGGACCACUUUAAUGCGGUGCUAGAGGAAUUCCCCAUGAUGCGGAGAGCCUUUGAGACAGUAGCCAUGGACAGGUUGCACCGAAUUGGAAAGAAAAAUUCCCUGCUUCAGCGCAAGCGUUCAGAACCUAGCCCAGGAAGUGGUGGCAGUGGGGUCAUGGAGCAGCAUCUGGUACAGCAUGACAGAGACAUGGCUCGGGGAGUGAGGGGGCUGGCCCCAGGCACAGGUGCUCGUCUGAGUGGGAAGCCAGUGCUCUGGGAGCCCCUGGUUCAUGCCCCACUGCAAGCAGCUGCAGUCACCUCUAAUGUGGCCAUUGCUCUGACCCACCAUCGGGCACCACUACCCCUCUCUCCAGACUCUCCUGCCACUCUUCUUGCUCGCUCAGCUCGUCGCUCAGCUGGCUCACCAGCCUCACCGCUGGUGCCUGCUCGUGGACCCCCUUUGUUGGCUCGAGGGCCUUGGGCAUCCACCUCCCGCCUGCCUGCACCAGCAGCCCGAACUCUUCAUGCCAGCUUAUCCCGGGCAGGCCGGUCACAAGUUUCCCUGUUAGGUCCUCCGCCUGGGGGGGGUGGACGGCGGCUAGGGCCCAGAGGACGGCCACUUUCAGCAUCACAACCAUCACUUCCUCAUCGAGCAGCUGGAGAGGGCUCCCCUGGGCGCAAGGGUUCAGGAGGUGAGCGCUUACCCCCCUCGGGGCUCUUAGCCAGGCUUCCAGGCACUGCCCAACCCCUCAGGCCUCCUGCCACUGAUCCAGGUACGGGUAGGGGCCCUCAACUUCCUGCUAAUAUGUGAGACUCCUGGGUGCAUUUAACUUUGAUUCUUGUGAGAGGUGUGGGUGCUUUGGUGUCUGUAGGUACCACAGACAAAGUAUUACACACUGUGGAUGUCCCCUAUCACUACCAAGUGUAAGUGUCCACAUGUCCCUUAGCUCAGCCAUACUCCUUCAUGACAUGCCUCCAUCACUGCCAAAUAGAAGUAUCUCCAUGCCUUUUGCUUAGAGCAUCCCCCUGGCCAUAGGCCUUCCCCAGUAUAAGCAUUUUCCCCCUUUUCCCUACUCAACAAGGCAUGAGGGUCUUCUUAUCCUCAUCACUGCCAAGUAGAAAAAUUUCUUCUGUUUCCCCAGGUCAGACAUUCCUCUGCUCAUGAGCCCUUUGGGGAAGAUACCCUAUCACUGCCCAGGGUGGCUCCUUGCCUGUUCCCCCGUCGCUGCCAAAACCACAGGCCUCCGUGCCCCCUUGUUGUAUAGGGCAUCCACCUCUGCUCUCAUCACUGCCAUUUGUAGGCACCCACCCAUCUACGGCCCUCUCAAUGAAUACAAACACCUCUUGCCCAAAUGGGCAUCUCUUGCCAGCUUUCCUUGAUCCCAACUUUGUUGUAGAAAAACAUUGUGAACAAAGAGCCACAUCCUCCUUGUGCUCCUAACCAGUUGUGCCCCUGGGGACUGAGGCUGUCCAGCCCCUCCCUAAUGAAUGUGCCAGCCUAGGAGCCCCUUUGGGGAUCAGUAGCUGAUUCCUUAGGGAAUUAAUUAUGUAUUGCCCUCUCUCAUAGGAGGAGGGGGAAAGACAGAGGGGGUUCCUCUCUUCAUGCCAGCUCUGUGGCCCUUGCCUGUCUCCAUCAGCAAUACUAGGACUUUCCAGUUCCCUAACCAUGUAGGGGAGGGAAGGGGACAGUUUUUACCUUUAGGUGUCUUUUUUACCUAUGCUGUGAGAGUGGGGAAAAGGCAAGAAUCCAAGCCACAGAGUGGGGGAAAUAGGGAACAGGGGAGGGGAGGGGAGGGGCAGACCAGCCAGCACCUCUGCCUUCUCAGGGAUACAGGAACCCCCCCCCCAACCUCCCCAUCUGUCCCUGUCUUCCCCCUCCAUAGCAUAAGCAUAGGAAGAACAGGAGCCAGAACCUUGGCAUACAGUUCCCUUGCCACACUCUAGGCUCUGGGAUUCUUGUGUGGGUGUGGGUACAUGUGGAGGAAUUAUUUAUUUUUUUUUAAUGUUUGUUUACAGAUAGUUGAAUAUAUAAAAA